UCGUCCGAUGGGGGCUCCCGGCUGCUAGAGUCCCUGGCCCUCUCACUCCCUUCCUCCUGCUCCCAGUGUGUGCCCCAGCUUAGCCGAUGGCUGAAGCCCGACGGCUGGAAGAAGAAGAGGAAGAGCUGCGGGAGCGCAGAGAGCUCGGAGCCUCCAGGAGAGUCCGGGGCCGAGCUCACUCCACUCACUCUGCUGCAGAUCGCAGUGAAAGAAAUAAACCAGAACACCGUUCUUCAAGUCAAGGACCCUUGUCAUCCAUUCGAGCUGUAAUCAAGAGAACUUCUAGGACUUCUGUUCAUGGUGAGCCACAUCGAGACAGGAGGCGCCCUGAAAUCACUAUUGUGGCCGCUGAGCCCCUCAGACCAGCUUCUUGGUUCCCAGGGGCUCCACCAGCACUAGGAUUUCCACCUUCUCCUGCUGCAACUCCAUGGAGAACAAGUGAGCUUAUUCCUUCUGAGCUUCCACCAUCUUAUGAGCAAGUGAUAAAAGAAAUCAACCAAGUCCAAGUCAGUACCGGGAGUAAUAGUAAUGCUCCCACAACACCAAGGAGAACCAUCACAUCUGCAACUCAGACAGACUUCCCAGAGGAGAUAGGCAACUCCCUGUCUGGAAGUAAUGCAAAUAAGCCACCUGUCCCUGGAAAAUCCAAUCCAGCCCUAGCGGUUCAGCCUCCUCCCAAGCCUUUACAGCCAUCUUCAUCGUCCUCGACCAGUAAUCUUUUGAAAGAUGUGCCUCCUUUAAUUGUCUUUGAUGUUGAGGAACAGACUUGCCAAGACAACCUCAAUGUUGGGACAUGUCCUGUGCCCAGGCCAAGAUCAAAAGUCAAUCUCAAACCUAUAGUCAGAGAUACUCCAAGCAACCUAAGAGACCAUCAGGAAUCUAGUCAGCCAGCGGUUCCAAGGGAAGCAUCCCCCACUCAGUCCCUGUUCUUGUUAGAUGGGAGCAGCUUAGAAAGUCAAGCAGCGGUAAACAGUAUGAGCACAGAAAGGAACCAAGCUAGUAUUGUGUCACGGAUCAAAGCUUUUGAGUCCCAACCAAAUGCUGAAAACUCAGGAUUAUCUAAGAAACCAGAAAUUGCUCCCCGGACAUUUCCCCCGAGGCCUGCAGGAAAACCUACCGUGGCUCCAAAGCCAUCCAUUAAUAGAGCUUCUGGAGAGUGGGACUCAUGGACCGAAAACAAACUCAAGGUUGCUUCCAAGGAAGGGCCCUCUCCUCCUUUGCACCCUCAGGAAGGGGGAGGCAUCCCAGGAACCAAACCCGAAGUGCCAAAGAAACCAAAGGCUGGCCUUGUACAGAGUAUUACUAAUGGCCCACUGGACAUUCUAGGAAGCAGGUUAUCCGUGGAGAUCCCCGAAAAGGAAAAGAGAAUUCCAACUCCAGCACCCCGGCCUCUACCGCCGAAGAAAUUACCCUCCCUAGAAGACCCUGCCUUUCCUGCCCCACCACUGAAACCAGUCACUGCUUCUCCGAGGCUUUCUGUAGCAACCCAGGCCAGAGCCUUCAGGUCCCUGGGAGAAGGGCCGAUGGGCCCAGCCGCCCCUUCCCCUCAGUGCCCACCGGUGGUGGAAGCCGAUCUCAUCAGUUUCGAUGAUGACGUCCUGCCGGCUCCAUCGGCGAAGCUGGCUGAAGAACACCUGAGUUCAGACAUGGGCCUGGAUCCCUUUCAGCUCCCCACAAAAGCUGAACCACCAAAGGAACGAGUUGUCCAACCAGCGCCCACGCGAAAGCCCACUGUGAUCCGGAUUCCAGCCAAACCAGGGAAAUUGUUGCAAGAUGAUCCGCAGACACCCCCACCUCUACCUGCUGAAAAGCCUAUUGGAAAUACUUCUGGCACAACUUCUGGAAAACCCAGUAAUGCUGGCAGAACCAGAUGCUCAGAUUCUGAGUCCUCACUUCAAGCAGGAAGUUCUUCUAAAGGACCUGUGCUGCCUCCAAGACCUUUAGAUGGAAAAGUCAUCCCAGCUCGACCUCCUCCACCAAAAGGGGCCCCUGGGAGGCCACCUCCACCCAAGCUCUCUGGACCCAAGGGAUCUUCUCAAAAACAAAUUUUUGGUCGCUCUUCAUCAGAUGUAGAUCUCCAGAAUAAACAAAGUGCCUUAACAAUGGAACUCACAAGGGCCAAAAGCCAAAUCUUACGGAAACAAGAACCAGUGUUGCCUCCUCGACCCAAACCAGGACACCCUCUUUACAAGAAAUACAUGCUGCCUGUGCCUCAUGGAGUUGCCAAUGAAGACACUGUCUCUCAAAACCCUGGAGAGCUCUCUUGUAAGCAUGGAGAAGUGCUGGUGCUGCUGAAUCAAACUGAAGAUAGUUACUUGCAGUGCCAAAAGGGAGAGGAAAUGGGCAGAGCUCACCUGUCACAGAUGAAGAUUACCACCUCACUUGAUGAGCAUUUUAAAAGCAGAUCAAAAGAUACAACCAAUGUACAGAAAUCUGAUGACAGUAAUGUCCCUCAUGCACUUGUGCUACAUGAUUUUCCAGCAGAGCAAGCUGAUGACUUGAACCUCACUUCUGGAGAGACUGUUUAUCUUCUGGAAAAAAUAGACAGUGAUUGGUACCGAGGAAAAUGUAGAAAUCAGACUGGCAUAUUUCCUGCUAACUAUGUCAAAGUAAUUAUUGAUGUUCCCGAAGGAAGUAAAGGGAAAAAAGGAUCCAUUUCAUCCCACUGUGCUAUAGGUCCCAGAUGUGUGGCUCGGUUUGAAUACAUAGGAGACCAAAAGGAUGAGUUGAGUUUCUCAGAAGGAGAUAUGAUUCUCCUCAAAGAAUAUGUCAAUGAUGAAUGGGCCCGAGGAGAAAGGAAUGGCAAAACGGGCAUUUUCCCACUUAAUUUUGUUGAAAUCAUUGAAGAUCUCUCUGACCAGAGCACCAAUAUGGCUGCAACUUCAAGUAAAAGAACUCCACAGAAUACAAGGAGUAAUGCUUCUGGUUCACAUUUACAGAAGGAUCAUUGUUCUGGUGAAUGGUGUGAAGCCCUCCAUGAUUUUACAGCAGAAACUAAUGAAGACUUGCCCUUUAAAAAGGGAGAUCGUAUCUUAAUCAUUGAGCAUCUGGACUCUGAUUGGUAUAGGGGCAGAUUGAACAACACUGAAGGAAUCUUCCCAGCAGUCUUUGUUCAGCCCUGCCUUGGUUCCAUAGCUGAGUCAAAAUUGAUACCUGCUUCAGGACGGAAGAAAGAAAAGGCCAAGGCUUUAUAUGAUUUCCAUGGAGAGAACGAAGAUGAGCUUUCCUUCAAGGCUGGUGAUAUAAUAGCAGAGCUGGAAUCUGUAGAUGAAGACUGGAUGAGUGGAGAACGAGCAGGAAAAUCUGGAAUAUUUCCCAAAAACUACAUUCAGGUUCUACAAGCAUCCUAAGAAUGAACAGUGUUUGUUCAAUGGGAAGAAGCAUGUGACUCAGCCAGUACAAAAAUGUCCCUUGCCUUUGGUAUCACUUGAACUAUUACUUUGACUAUCAAAUACAUGUUUUUGCACUAUUUUUUUUUUACUGUAAGCAAAGUGUGUAACAUGGUACCCUAGAAUUUCCUGAAAGUGGAAAAGGUCUAGGUUUUGUUUUACAUUUUCAUUCAUGAUAGAAGCAUGUACAAGUUAAACCCAUACACUGUGGAUAAUCUAAAAGAACCCAAGCAGAAUUAGCAGGGUCAUUUCUAGUUUUCAGCAGGGAAAAUUGAGGGAGUGGGAAAGUCUUUCAAGCAGACCGUUACUUGUGUGUAUUUGGGGUGUUAAAAGUACAAGUGAAUUAACCUUGCUUAUGAAUUUUUUUCCUUUAAAAUGACAUUUAUGCUUUCUAUAUAUCUUAAUUAUCAUGAUAUGAUUGGUAACAAACUACAUUUUUUGAUAUUCAAAUGUAAUUAUAACAGCUUGGGUACAUAUCCUUUAUUUUAAGGGCAAUUCCCUGCUUUAUACUGGGUAGGCUCCUGAAAAUCUUCCCAGCACAGGGUGUAAUAAUGCCCUGUAAUGGCCGCAUUCAAAGACUGCAGUCUCUAACAGGGAUUGGGAGGGAAGAAGGAAAGACUGGUACAUUUUAAUCCUUGUAACUUUCUUGCCUUGUAAAACCUCCAAAACACCCUUGAAAUACGCCUCACUAAAGCUCCUAAUACUUACCUGCCAGCCAUAGUUCUUUCUCUUUCCUCAACAUAUGCUUUACUUUAUUAGGGCUAUCACCUAGCACAGCUCUGCAUCUGAGAACACUCCUGUGACAAUUACUAGUAUCCAGAGAAAAAUUCAUUUUCUUUGAAUUACCUCAGUAAUACAUAAGCGGUGGCUGCUUCUAUUGCUGCAAUAUGAAUCAUAUGCAAAAGUCUCAGACUGCAGAGCAACUGUCAAAACAGCAAGCAGAUACCCAGAGCAAAUUUCUUCAGAGGUGACGUAAGUCAGCCCUGUAGACAAUUUCACUGGGUACUUUUUUGUUUAUCUUUUCUCUGCUUAUCCUUGCAUGGAGAUUAAAAUAAGUAAAGCCACUGUCCUGCUGGCAGUCAUGAUGGAUUCCAGCCCCUGGUCAAAGCAGUUGAUUUAUAAGACCAAAUCAAUUAUAAUUUAUGAGCCUGAACUAAGGAAGUUAAAGACAAUCUUCCAAACACAUUGGCAGAAGAGAAAUAUGUUUAAAAAUAUAAAAUUUUCCAAAUUAUGUUCGAAGGCUUGAAUUUGGGUGAAAAAAUAUUGUAUAUAAAUCUCAUGCCUUGUGCCAAUUUACUUUCAGUCAAUAGUCUAUUACGUGCCCAAUAUUGUAUGUAUGAUAAUCCUUAACUUACUAAUAGUUUAGAAAUCCAUUUGUUGUUUUAUCUUGUGUUAUGUUGUGUUAUAGGGUGGAUUAUUAAGAGUGGGAAUGGGAGCACAGGUGAAGAUUUAAAAGACCCGGGCUAGAUCUGCUGGUUUUAUUUACCACUUUGCAUGUUUUUGCCAACAAAACCACUUUUGCCUUGAAUUUUUCUUUCUUCUUAUUUUGAAAUUCAAAUCCUCUGUAAUUUGAUUGAAAGCCCACAACUUUUAGAAUAGAAUCCCUUUUAAAAUGAGUUUUUAGAAGGGAAUAAACAAGAAAACUUAAUAACUGUAAACUUAAUUGCCAUUUAUUAACCUUAGCUGAAAAAGCUUUCUGCAAGUCUCUUUGCUCAAAUAACAAUUUUUUUCUUUAAUCCAUGAAUACUUUGAAUUCACAACUUUCAUGUUAGUUCACCAAAUGCCCUGGGAAACAUUGAAGCUGCCCAUAUUAUUCGACUCUAGAUUCAGGGAUAGAGCUGCCAUACAUUGUCAUUCAUUCUAACCAUGGGAAGCCAAAAUGUGGCUUAAUGGAUUUUGACAUGUACUAUCACCAUGGAAAGUGGCCUUUUAAUUUAAGGCAAAAUUCAUCUAGGUUCAAUGUAAUUGCUGUAGGAUGGAACCAGUAAUAUUUGCAGGCUCCAUCUCCAUGCUAAAACUGCAAAUCUUCUCAAGCAAUUGAAAGAUUUGGGAGAAAAUUUAGAAGAAAGCCUACUUCAUAAUACAUUAUGUUGCCAAUCCCUUCAAAAUUUCUAUUCUUUAAUAGAUAAGAAACGGUAUAGUCAAGAAAUGUCUUUAGGUUACCAAAUAUGAUAUUGUUUAUAGAGUUGACUGUGAAGAUAGAAAGACUCCUACACACUGCUUGGCAUAUUAGGUAUUAUUAUAAUUGUCUUAAAGGGGAGUUUGAGAGAUAUUAAGGUUACUUUGUACAGUAGAACUUAUCUACUCUUUUAACUCCAAGAUAUACUUUCCCUUCUAAGAAUUAAAGGCCACUAUAAAAGAUGUCCCAUUUUACAUGGGCCAGUGGGACAAGGUUAUGCUUAUUCUCUUUAUCAUUACUUUUGAAAAAGUCCUUCACUUGUGGAGAAAAAGGAAAUGAGUCUGAAAAAUCAAUAGUCGGUACAUUUGCCAAAAGUUUUGGCUAGAACAGGAUAUUCGAGAAUAGUGAAGAAAAACAAAUCUCCCAAAAGGCACUAAAAGCCAGAGACAGCAGUGCUGUUAAUUUGUCAUGAUGGGCUUUAUUGACUUAAAAGUUCUUUCUCAAGGUAAGAUGAACUAAUCUUACGCAGAUGUUGCCGAGUAGAUCAAGUUUUGAAUAUGUUCACUUUGGUAAAUAUUAACACACUUGUGUCUUUUGUCAAAUCAACAGGUGCUACAUGAAUUACAUUGCAACACCAUUCUAAAUAAACACUAGUAUUCCAGCUAAGUGUGUCAAAACUUCUAAUGGGAAGUCAGAGAUCUUAAAGUCCUAUAUUUCCACUUGUACUUGGAAAAAUGAUUGGGAAAGCCACCAAUUUAGUGCAAUAUUGCCAUCUAGAGACCACUGGGGAGAUUGCAUCAUCAUCAAGGCCUUUAAAGCAUCCUGAAAUUCUCCUUGAUGCCAAAUAACAAAUAGAAUUGAUUUAUUUUAUUGGGUUAUUAAGAUUGACAUUUUCUUUGCAACAUUUGUAAUCGACCAGUUUCAGAGGACUCUUCACAGACCUUGAAUUAUCUCAUUGAAGAAAGAAGACAAGUUCCAACUCAGAUCCUCAGUCUUAUUCUAGACCAUUUAUAUUAAAGUGUUUGCAGCUACCUAGAAAUUCAAA
Messenger RNA from Antechinus flavipes (yellow-footed antechinus), 6553 nucleotides. It is a transcript of the gene SH3D19, whose product is annotated as SH3 domain containing 19. NCBI's taxonomy places the organism in Eukaryota, Metazoa, Chordata, Mammalia, Dasyuromorphia, Dasyuridae. The record is from RefSeq and is a predicted model, not a curated record. The transcript is spliced from 21 exons. The coding region runs from base 87 to 3350 and encodes 1087 amino acids. Gene Ontology annotation, molecular function: protein binding.